This is a messenger RNA of Planococcus citri (citrus mealybug), 5897 nucleotides long. RefSeq names its product transmembrane protein 205. Bases 1115 to 2008 code for a protein of 297 amino acids. NCBI's taxonomy places the organism in Eukaryota, Metazoa, Arthropoda, Insecta, Hemiptera, Pseudococcidae. The transcript is spliced from 4 exons. The record is from RefSeq and is a predicted model, not a curated record.
GUCUUUCGUGUCCCUUUCAAAUCGAAGGCAGGUAUAUCUUGAGAGGUUCGCUCGUGAGCUAAACUCAAAUUCUGACUGGUUCAUGUAUUCCUGAAUUAUGGAUAGCUACUGGCCUUCCACUAUCAUAAUCAUCAGCAUCAUUCUAGUACCAAGUACCAAUCGACAAAUCGACGCCACUUCGCAACCAUUCGUUCGCCUUCGCUUCCCAGUUCCCCUGUUCGCCGGAAUAGAUUGGGACGUCGGGGACGGGUCAACUGAUGAGCCAAAUUUUUCGGCAUUCGUCGUUAAAACAACCGCACUCGCAGUGAUACUCGUUAAUUACCCUGGUUGCGGUUUGCGGUUAUUAUGGUUAUGGUUAGUGCAGCGAACUAGUUCAAAUGACGCGGUCGAGUCGAGCAUCGACAGCGAGUUAAAAAACCAUACGAGGCGAGACAGGGCGAAGAGGCGAGGAGCAGUCGCACGCGGCGUACGUGUCAAAGUCCAUGUACGCGAUCUACUUGUGUCUUAUACUCGUCUCGUCUGCGAGCUUGUGUGAGUACAUAACCCUGUAUAUUUAGUGUUAAUCGUGCAUAUGUGAUUGUUGGCUGGUGCUCGCUGGUUUGUCCCCUACGCGACCCCAUGCACGUCCAUAUGAGUAUAUCGCUAUCGCUACACACGAGUAUCAGCAGUUCGACUUCGCGUUCGGGUUCGCGGUAUCCACCAUCAAGGCAUCAACCAUCAUUCCCAUGGUCUCUUGUGCUCUGACUCCGACUUCGAGUACCAGCUUCAGUUUCGGUAGUGCAUGUGUAGUAUCUACAGCUAAGCGGACGUUCAUCUAUUCGUGUAGACGUACUGGCAGCUUGCCUUGCCCUCGCGAUCGUGCUUGAAAAUUUUUGUGAAUCGGCCAUCGUGUCACGUUAUUGUGCUUUUACGAGUAGUAGGUGUCAAUUUGUGAUAUUCGCCGGUUUGCAGUGCCCCUUUUGCAGAUACACCGUUUCGUGUUUGGGUUAGACUUGCGAUUUGCAUCCAGCUCAAAGGCUAGUUGUCUCGUAAUUUGGCCAAAUUUGGAUUGCGAAAGCCAACCUGUGUUCGGAUUCAGGAAGCGAUAAUUGUUACUCGAAGCAAUCGAAGCAUCAUGACGAACCAAAAAUUGUCAGAAGAUAGUUUGCCCCCCGCACCACCGCCUCCUCCGAUGCCAUUGUUGGGUAAUUGCCCUCAUCAAAAUGCUGAAAAUUCCAAGAAAUCGGUCGCAGCCAACCAAUCUGAACAUGUUACCUAUAAAGCCGACUUAUUGUUCCAUCUUACCAGCUUUACUCGUUGGUGCUUGGAUGUGUUGAGUGCGACGUUGCAGAGAAUCAAAAAAUCAAACACUUUCAGAGUCGUUAGGGGCACUUCGCAGCCCGUUCACGUCCUGUCCAUUAUACUGGUGGCAAUUCUAUCAGCGGUUUGCUUUCCACUAGAACGUAAACAGAGUAACUUAUUGGCGUCCAGAUUUACUUAUUUAACGUAUUUCACCGCUUUCUCGUUGCACGUCGGAUCCCAGUUUUGGAUGACCUUUGUUUCUGGAUUAUCGUUGUACUUCAAUUUAGCUCGUCAUGCGUUCGGAGACGUUCAAAAAAUCCUUUUCCCUCGAUAUUUCACCCUAAACUGCACAUUGAGCGCUGUCACAGCCAUACAGUUCGCUAGAUUGUACACUUUUGCUCAAAAUAACGAUUUCCAUACCUUUCUACAACUGAUCACAUUGACCUUGUGCUUCGCAGUCGAAUUCUCCAUUCGUGUAUUCCUGGUUCCGUCCGUACUUGAAUUAAUUUCCUCGAAAACAACGAUCGAAAAAGCCGCCGGAAUCGGUCAAGAAAUCGGACACUACGAAUUAGGGCCUUUAUUAAAAUGCCCUCACUAUAUGUCCCUUCAUCGAUCAUUUCGUAAAGUUCACAUGUACACGGCGAUCGGAAACAUCGUGGCCAUAAUGUGUUCAGCGUUUCAUUUGUACUUUCUCGCUUACAAGUACACCGAUAAAUUAGUCAUUUAAAAUACCUAUUAACUCAAUUUACCUAUCUACUUUCCUGCCUAAUUUCUCAUUUUGUCUUUUUCAUAUAUUCUACUCAUCUAGCUCAAUUUUAUCUUAGAGCAUUUCAAUUUCGGCAGCUUAUUGUACCUUACCUACUCCUAUACUUGAUUCUACCUACACUAUGAUAGGUAUCGUAUCGUAUAGUGUAGUUCGUGGUAUAGUAUCGUUGCCAAAAAAAACACCAAACAGUAUUAAGAGGGCGCUCUACGUAUUGAACUUUUAAAAAACACAACGUUUUGACAACUCUCCAAUCAAUUGGUCAAUUCUCCAAUAAAAAUGUAUAUUAUUUGAGGUGUUGAAUGGUUUCAUUCGCUUGAACAAACUAAAAAUUUAAAUAUUUUGAACCUCCCCCCCCCCUCAAAAAAAUAAUUCGAAACUGAAUCCCUUCGCUAAUCAGGGAUUUGCCUUGCACUUUUCAGAUAUCUAAGCUUGUUGGAAAAACGCAGUAUUUACUUAGAGCUUCCUCUUGAGUAUAUUUUGUAGAGCUAGAUUACAUUAUUUAUUUUACUGCGCAUAGCUGCAGCAAAUAUGGUAGCUAAUUAGCCACCAUAUACGUUUGUGUGAACCGCUUUCACGGACUUUUUGAUAAUUAAAUUUUUUCCCAAGCGGCACUUAAAAUAUGGUACUGCUUCGUUUGAUAACGCCGUCGCGUCAACAUCAACGUCACUUUAUUUGUUAUCUUUGUCUCGCUAAUUAGUUGAUAAUUAUUCGUUUUUAUGCAUCGAUACUAAUCAACACGAGUAUUGGGUGUCUUUUGAAAACAUUAUCGAAAUCAAAAGUAUGUUCAUAAAUUUUUAGCCUGAUUUUCUUAAGAACAAAGGAUCACUCACAAAAUUUGUUUGGAGGCUCCAAAAUCCCAUUUCCAUCAAUAUUUGGUACGUUCAUGUCCAAUCCGUUUUUUUCUUUAAAAAAAAAAAAAAUUAUUCAUGUUUUGUCAGACUAUAAAAACAUUUUAGCCGGAGGAAUUUCAACGAAAUUCGCAGAAAUUUGGUACCUAUUUAGGCUUGGUUUAACGUUGGAUUGAAAGGGUUUGAGUGGGUAUAACCUUGACCCAAAAUUCGCUAUGCCCACAUUCAGGACUCAAUUUCCCCCCCCCCAAAAAAUGAUUUUAUGCACCAAAAGACCUUGAGAAGUGACCAAAAAGCCCCCCCAAAAAAAACAUUGCAAAUUGAAGUGUCCUAGUUUUUAAUUUUGAAAUGUAUUAGAACUUUUUGGCUAAAAAACGAGACUUUUGGGCAAUUUUGUGCAAUAAAUAAACACAAAAUAAUUUUAUUUAAACAAAAAAAGCUUGAAAAAGUCACCAAAGAAUCCCCCCCCCCCCGUGACCAUGAUUAAAAAAACGGAAAUUUUUGACUACAAAAUGAGAAUUUCUGUAAUUUCUGGUCUGACAAAAAACGAAAUUUUUGGGUAAUUUCUGGAAGAAAACGAUAUUUUUUGGAAUUUUUUUUCAACAAACGACGUUUUUUUUGGCAAUUUUUAUAAGUAAAAAAAUUAAGGAUUUUUGUCAAUUUUUGAAACAGCGAGAAUUUUUGACGAUUUUUGAUAAAAAGAAAAAUUUGACAAUUUGAGUAGAUAACUGAUUGAAGAAAAAUUACAUGCUUAAUUUUGGGUCAUUUUCGAAAAUAAGGACUUGAGCAAUUUAGCUGAAGAGCGAGACAGUUUUAUUUGAAAUUUUUUUUUCAAUUUUUACUCAAAAAGCGACGCUAAAAGCAAAACUUGUACAAUUUUUGAAAAAGAAAGGCUUUUUGAAAAUUUCUGACUGAUAAUGAAAAACUUUGAAGGGAAUUUUUGGGAAAAAACGAUACUUUUCGUAAUUUUUUGCAAAAAGUUGCUGUAAUAGCUACCUAUUUUACGAAAAAAAUAAUACUUAACUGAGGAUAUCUGUUAAUUUAUAAAAAACGAUAAUUUUCCACAAUUUUGGGCAAAAAAAAAACAAAAAAGAUAAUUUUAGUAGAAAUUGGCAAAAACGACAAGUUUGAGUAAUUUUUGCAAAAUGUGAAGACUUUUCAGCAAUUUUGAUGGAAAGCAAGAAUUUUAGGGAAUUAUUUGACAGAAAAAUGAUUUUUUUUUUGUACUUUUCACCAAAAAUGAGACAAACAGCAAAACUUGUACAUUUUUUGCAAAGGAAAAGGCUUUCAGGAAAUUUCUGACAGAAAAGAAAAACAUUGGAAACAUUUUUGGAAAAAGUGAUACUUUUUGGAAUUUUUUGCAAAUAAUUUUUUUUAGCAAUUGUGCGAUUAAUGAUUGAGGAUUUGUGUUAUAAUAUUUGUGAAAAACGAUUUUCCACGAUUUUUGGCGAUAAUUUUAGCAAAAAGCAGCAAUUUUUGGAAAUUAUUGGCGAAAAAUACAUUUUUUUGUGCAAAAAGUGUGACUUUUUUACAACUUCUUUUUGUUAAAAAACCAGAGUUUGAGGUAAUUUUUGUCAAAUUUGGAGUAAAAGAGCAUGACUUCAAUUUUGCUAAAAAGCGAGUAGGCCCAUUUUUUGAAUUUUUGACUAAAAGCGAGAUUUUGACAAUUUUAUCAAAAAGCAGAACUUUUUGACAAUAUGCAAAAAAAUUAUAUGUGCCUCUUUUUUUGCAAUUUUUGUUGAAAAAGGGCAACUUUCCGGCAAUUUUCUCAAAAAAAAAAAAAAAAAUUCUGAAUAAGUAAAUUUGUAGAUUUUGGAAAUUUUUUAACGACAUAAAAGUGGAUUCUCGUGUCUUUUUCAACAAUUUUUAAUUUUCGGUUAUCAUUGGAGCCUCUCCAAAUUAACCUGGAGGGCUUAAAUUUGAAAUUUUCGACUUUCCAAACCCUCCUCACCCUUUUUAAUCAUUUAUUCUACACGCAUUUCAAAUUCGGUGCUAAAAAAUCUUACUCGGCGGACUCAUUUCGUGCCUGAUUCAGCUGAUUAGCGAGACAAACGAAACCUGCUAUUCGAAAAAUAGGUAGGAAGUAAAUAUAUUGGCCUACACUUACGAGUAUUUUCAUUAUACCUAUUUACCCGGUGUCUUAUUUUAUAAUUACUACUUAUUGCAUUUUGCAUCUAACGUAAUCAAACCUUAUAAAAUUACUGGCAUAGCUUUUAUCGCCAAUACAUUCGAGUAUUAUUAUCAUUGUUGUUGUUUGUUUUUUUUUCUUCUCAUUCGUGUUAACGUGUUAUUUGUGUUCGUGUAUUGUAUCCUUACUAUUGAUAGUGUGUCUGUGCAAACUCCUGUAUGCUGCUGAGGAUCAGUUGGUGAAUUAUUAUAUUUCCAUUCCUUUUACUUUCUAUCCCCUUGUGUCGUUAUUGUUUCGUUACCUAUUCUGAUUAUAUAAGUGUAUCGUUUUCGAUCGGUUGAAACUGAAAUUUUAGUCCGUAUCAUCGCAAAUCUUGUAUAUUCUAUGUUACUUUCGGACUACCUACUCGUAGAUUAUAAUAAGCCAAUGGCGAGUGAUUUCUUUAGUUUUAACUGACGACUUUCAAAAGCGUGUGAUAUUUAAGUUUAUAUUAAUGAAUGUGUUGUAUGUGAAUUGUGAGUGUGUGUUUGUGAGAUUGUUGUUGGUGUACAUAAUGUGUGUGUGUGUACCUUUUACAAAAUAAGUAAAAAUAUGUACCUAUUUUGUAUAUUUUCGAUAGGUUGCGAACCUCUCGCCGUCUCGUCAGUAUUAUUUAACAUAUUUUCGUCAAUUUUUAUCAUGUAGGUAUGUACUCUAGAUGAUGACUGAUGAGAUGAAUCUGCCAUUUGUAGGCACUGCUAAAGGUACCUAGCUUAUUAGUUAAUUAUGUACGCAUAACAUGUAUCUGCAUCGUAUCGGCGCUUCCUGUACCUACUUUUUUAAGAUGUACUUUUCGUGUUUCAAUGUUUAAUAAUAUAAGGUCAACUUUUUUGUA